AUGGCCCACGUGAAGGUGGCAGGGGACGCGGCCCGGAGCCAGCAGGACUACGAGGUUUACUCCGACAUCGCCGCCGUCAGCUCCAGCGUGGACGUAGGUGAGCCGGGGAGGAAGGGCCCGCUGUGCGAGGCCUCCGGGCCCCUGGGCCUCGGCCGGAGGGCCAGGAACUACCCCACCCCGGCCCGGAGACGCCACCGCACCACCUUCAGCCACAAGCAGCUGGAGCAGCUGGAGGUGGCGUUUGGGCAGAACCAGUACCCCGACAUCUACUGCCGCGAGGAGCUGGCCCGGAUCACCAAGCUCAACGAGGCCCGAAUACAGGUCUGGUUCCAGAACCGCAGGGCCAAGCAGCGUAAGCAGGAGCGAGCGGCCCAGAAGGUCCUGCGUGGCGGCGUGCUGCCGGGUCACCGGGCCCUGCUGGGGGGCAUGGCCCGGCAGUACUACCCCCAACCCCUGGCCCACAUCCCCCACCUGUCCCCCAUGCUGCCGUCGGCGGCGUACGCCCGCCACCCGGCCCCGGGCCGCUGCCCCUGCCCCGGCGGGCCCCCCGCCCCGGCCCCGCGGCAGCACGACGACUGGUACGGCCCGCUGAGGGGGAACCUGAGCUCGCCCGUGUUCUCGCUGGCCUCCAUGCCGCCGCUGGAGUCGGCCUCGCCCUGGAGCUGA
Molecule: messenger RNA, 666 nt
Organism: Cololabis saira (Pacific saury)
Lineage: Eukaryota; Metazoa; Chordata; Actinopteri; Beloniformes; Belonidae
Gene: prop1
Product: PROP paired-like homeobox 1
Exons: 3
Coding region: 1-666 (221 amino acids)
Biological process (GO): regulation of transcription by RNA polymerase II
Molecular function (GO): RNA polymerase II transcription regulatory region sequence-specific DNA binding; DNA-binding transcription factor activity, RNA polymerase II-specific
Source: RefSeq, a predicted model, not a curated record